Closterium sp. NIES-65 is the source of this 1818-nucleotide messenger RNA. NCBI's taxonomy places the organism in Eukaryota, Viridiplantae, Streptophyta, Zygnematophyceae, Desmidiales, Closteriaceae. The record is from the annotation of a GenBank genome assembly.
AUGGCUAGCCCACAGGUUCUAGUUUUCGAUGCUGAGGGCCGCCCAGUGAAGUUUGACACCUGGCUAGAUGACCUGCACCUCUAUCUACAGCUCACAGCCAAGGACGACUUCUCACUGUACGACCACGCCCUAGGCCAUGUCACUGUCCCUGCUGCUACUGCUGACAGCACUGCUCGCUCACAGUGGAAGACUCGUGAUGCCCACGCUCGCUUCACUAUUCGCAACUCCCUGCCGAUAGACGAACGCGAGCACUUUGGCCAGCACAAGACUGCACAGGCACUGUACACAGCUGUCGUUCCUCGCUACUCCUUACCUGCCUCUGCCGCGCUAGGCCGUCUCUCCCUCCCCUACCUGUUUCCCGACCUGGCCUCGUUCCACACAGUUGCUGACCUCAUCACGCACCUCCGUACUAGUGAGGCCCGCUUCCGUGCCGCCAUGCCCGCUGAGUUCCUUGCCACGCACCCCCCCCCCACUCUAGCUCACUCUCUACCACCUAGUCACACGCCUCCCAGACACACUGCGUGCUCGGCAAGGGCAAAGGGGGCAAGGGUGGUGGCGGUGACGGCGGGGGAGGCGGUGGUGGGGGCGGUGGAGGCGGUGGGGGUGGUGGCGCGACUGGAGGGGCUAGUGGCAGCGGUGGGGGUGGUGGCGGCAGCGGCGGGGGAGGUGGCAGGGGCGGAGGCGGUGGUUGGGGUGGCGGUGGAAGAGGCAGCGGCAGGGGUUGGGGUAGUCGAGGAGGUGGCGGCGGCGGUGGUGGUCGUGGAGGCGCUGGCGGUGGCCAGGGCCAGCAGCACACUCCUUCGCCCCAGGAGGUCCGUGAGUGGUACUCUCUGCACGAGGGGGGGUGGCUUUAGCUGCACGUACGUCAUUCGCACUGGUGACCGCACUGGUCAGCAGUGUGGACGACCGCACGCCACACAGCGCUGCUUCGCUCGUCUCGACGUCGCUUGGCGUGUUCAGUUCCCUCAGGCCACUGAGCUGCCCCGCUGGUUUGAUCUCCUGAAGAAGGGGAUUGAUAUCUAUGCUCUAGACUUUGAUGCUAUUCUAUCUGCUAUGUAUGUGAUGUCUACUAGUGGAGAGGGUGUUGAGUACCUGUGUGUGCCGCCCGACCUGGGCAUUAGGACUAGUGCGUCUGCCGCUCCAGGUACUCGCGUGUCGGCUACCCCAGGUGCUGGUGAGGCAGCUGCUCUAGGUGCUUGUGCGUCUGCCCCCCUUGGUACUGAGUCGACUGCAGCAUUGCACACCUUCACACUAGACUCAGGUGCUUCUCGUUGCUUCUUUCGUGACCGCACUGCCCUUGAGCCGCUUGCUCGGCUAGUUGCUAUCUCCCUUGCUGACCCCUCUGGGGGUCCGGUCAUUGCAACCUCUUCCACUGUCCUUCCCUGUCCUGCGGUCCCGUCGGGCACACUGUCAGGUCUCCACCUCCUCUCGUUCUCUACGAACUUGGUGGCAGGAUGUGCGCUCCAAGACGGGGGUGUUCACCAGUUCACCCCUGCCUACGAGCGUGUGACACACUGUACGUGUGCUCGUACGGGCCGUCACUUGGCUACCUUCACUCGACAGCCGGGGUCGGACCUGUACACACUGACUACUGAGUCCCCUCAGGUUGCUGCAUCUGCGUCCGCGUCCGCGUCAGGGUCCUUCCUCCCCUCCCUCCCUCACCUCCUCCUACCUGUCUCCCCUGUGUCGAGGGACGGCAGCGCGCCGCUCCUCACUCCUUCUCGUUUCCCCCGACGACUGCUCCCUUGCAGACGCUCCACAUGGACGUGUGGGGCCCAGCCCGCGUCCGUGGUCAGGGUCAGGAGAGGUACUUCCUGA